Molecule: messenger RNA, 6255 nt
Organism: Zootermopsis nevadensis
Lineage: Eukaryota; Metazoa; Arthropoda; Insecta; Blattodea; Termopsidae
Gene: stumps
Product: DBB domain-containing protein stumps
Cellular component (GO): cytosol
Molecular function (GO): fibroblast growth factor receptor binding; transmembrane receptor protein tyrosine kinase adaptor activity
Source: RefSeq, a predicted model, not a curated record
UUCGCGGGAAGGCUGGCUGACGGAGGGAAGAUUCUCCUCGGCUCAAAACCAACAGCGGGCUAGUCGAAGUGGCUACGACCGCAAGAAUACAGCUCUGGAGUUCUUCAGGCCCUGAGAUGUGCAGAGACUGGACGGAAAAGUUUGGAUGAAAAUGACAGCGACUAUUAUUUGUGACAAUUUUUUUGAAAAUGGCUUUGAAUACAAAUAUUUUGCAGCACGUUAUGAAGUGAAUGUUCAAAACAGUCUGCGGGUUUGUUUAGUUACUACGUAAUAUAUUAUAAACAAAUUUUAUCCGGUCGAGUACUUCGGCUCCUUGCAUACGAAUUUUAUAUUCAUGUGUGAUAGCUGCUAAUGACUUUGACACUCGGAUGCGAAGACAGUUAGCUCAGAAACAAAGUCAUUGAAAUUCAAAGACAUCAUCAGUGUAUGCUCUUGUAUGGCAAUGCUGCGAAGUACUGCGAGGUGUAUAUUUUUACUACGGUGGCUGAAUGUCUAAUGAAAAUGUCGCUGCUGUGAAAAGUACGACGAAAGAAAGAAGAGAUAUCACUUGGACGUCUUCGUCAACGAACGAUCACUUCACUCGUCAUAUCCUCGUCUGCACCAAAAGGUGAAGACAAUGGAAGCCGUAGACAAUCCGUCAUACUUUUCUGUUCCGGGAGGUUCGACGUCAGGGACUCCAGCGUCGACCUCACGCGGUCCAUUCUCCCUGCUGAAGCGUCGCGGUGCCAACAUCAGCCGGAGUAUGGGCGCCAACACCUCUUCGGCCUCCUGCACGUCCUCGUCUUUGGGCCACAACUCCGCACCCACGACGCCGACUGCUCCAGAGGUUGCAGCUACCCCUUUGCUGCCAAGCGCCCCAGUUCCCUUGUCCUCGCACUCCCAUCACAGACGCAGUUUUCGGUCCAUACUGCGUUCCAUGAGCGCCAACCACCAUCACGGCUCGGCUGUUUAUCAGCUGCAGCACCAGCUUUUGGUCCUUGGUGAACCUCGGCCUUCGGACAUGGCCCCAGAGUCUCCUUGUCUGCCUCACCACCAACUUCACCAUCCUUCUGCUUCCUCUUCUUCUCCUAACAAGGAAGAUCACCAUCACCAGCGACGUCGCAGUAACAGCAACAAAAGCUUCAAAUCACAAAAAUCGUCAGUGGAGCUUCUAAAUACUGACAUGGUGUAUUGCCCGAUCCCGCGUACUCCGAGUUCUGCGUUAGCUUCAGUGCCUAAGACUGCUGCUUCUGAAGAACUCCUCGGUGGAUCUCCUGAAGAAGUCUUUCUCAGCAAUGGAGAUGCUCGGUAUUACAACCUGACAGCGGCCAUGACGAUUCCUUUGCCGGGUUCGAAUGCCGGCAGUGGCAGGCGACGUCACUCCAUAGGCACUUUUCUGAACAGAGACCGCGGUAGUUACAGCUGCUUAAGCAAGACACCAACUGCCACAACUACGCCUACUGCUGAAGAAGAAAAUGCCCCAGCGACCAGAAGUGAUGCGAUGCAGAAAAUGUCUACAGGAAGUGUUGGGAGCAGAGGCAAGACGUCAAGCACCGGAGGAUGUUCACCUCCAGAUUGGCGCCAUCUUUCUGCAGCGGAUGUACCUCGUUCGGCCCAUUCUAGAAGGCGGUGCAACAGAUGCUGCAACGUCAAGGGUAGUCGAGCCGCUGACAUGGAUGACAUCCUGAUAGUAUCGAGCAAUCAGAGCCAGGCGGCUGCUUCCUGGGUCGACUACCUCAAAGUUUGCUUCGAUCAGAUCAACAAAACACGCAAAAGACCGCCCUUCAAGAUGAUGUGUGUGAGUUUGGAGGAUGUAGUUGGUCCCCAAGUGGUGCCCCUUGCUAUAGAAGAAAAGAUGACGCACGUAAAACUGCAGAUUGUGAUCAUCUGCCCACAAUUUCUGCAUCAUAUUUACGAGAACCCAGGACCAGCCACGACUCUGGGUCGCCUGCUGCAGCCAGACAGAGUGUUGGCCAUGCUGCUGGGGGUGGACGAGUCUACAGUGACAGAACAGCAUCGAGCAGCACUCAUAUCAUACCAACAGUGGCAUCACAUUCCUGUAAAAGACCAAGACGAAUCGUUCGUGAGCAAGUUCCUGCAGGAAGCACUGGAUAUGAUGGCACGCGUUUGGCGCCAGCAGACGUUACGCACUGACAGAGCUCUUUUCUCGGUGAUACCUAAGAAAGUAAAAGAGGGGCAGCAUAAAGUAAUUGUACUCUUAAAUGAGCCUAUAGAAAAGGAAGAUAAACUUAAAAUAACAGUGGACAAGAACGGCGAACAUUUGGAAGUGUCAUCUGUGAAGCGACGAAAUCCCUAUACGUUGCACUUCCAAAUGCCAGAAAGUUGCUUGGAAGUGUCCAUGUUAGUGAGUGUGCACGUGGAGAAGAACGGUCAAGCUCUUGGUCACCGGCAAGUGAAAUGUGAGAGUCGCAUGCGAGAACUUGACCAGAUUUUACGGUCCUGUGACAAUCCUCUGGAGUUCAUGUGUCAGACACUGGGCUUUAGCCCGGGUGAUCGCGAACAUCUGGACAACUUCCUAGUAUUAGCAUUCCAGCGUAAUUUACCUCCACACUUCAACCUCUUACAUGUGACAGGACAUCCACACCAUCACAGGACGCAUACUAGCCCAGAAGAGUAUCCAACGCUGCUGCACUUUGCAGCAAGAAAUGGACUGGAAAAAUUGGCCUGGCAACUCUUGGAAUGUCCGGGUGGCGAGCAUGCCUGUGAAAUUCGAAAUGCGUGCGAGUUGACACCAGCAGAAAUGGCUGAAGCAGCUGGCCAUAGCAAAUUGGCAAAUGCACUCCGGGGAUACAUGCAAAUGACUGAAUUCACCAGUAUGUACAGCUACAUGAAGAUCAUGAGUGAGGGAAAGGCAAAGUCCUCAGGGUUUAAUGACAUAGAGUAUCACCAACCUCGUCCACUUAGUGAAACCUACCAGGUUCCUCCCGCUGCACGUGUCCUCAUGGAUCACUACCAGGUGCCACCCACCGCACGGCCAUAUUGUCCUCCUGGAAAUGAAAUGGGGUACAUGGAAAUGCACCCUCCAGCCCCACUUUUCCAGUCUCCAGCUUCAUCAUUUAGAAACAGCCUCAGUUGUCUGAACACAGCGGCCGUUAACUCAGAAGCGCCUGCCACAACUGUUAGAUCGCCUUCUCCUGUAUGUACCUCGCCAAAGUCUGACGGCCUAGAUCACCUGACUCUAGAAGAGGAGAAGCUUCCUGUUUAUGGUGGGGCUAAGAAGUCUCGCGAGCAAAUUCACCACCAGUAUGGUGCACAAGAAGAACUUGCAGAAAUUCUUUAUGACUUCAAGAACAAUGUAUUCAGCAUUGCUGAAGUUGAGAGGUUUGUGGAGAAUUGGCAAAAUAGAAAUGAUGUGAAACAGUCCUUUAAGGAUAAACAGGAACAACUGAAUCAUAUGCGCGAGGAAUAUGAACAUCUUCAGCAGAGGAUGAAGGAGAGUAUGAAACGCCCCACACCUUUUGACCGAAUUCGCAAAUUAUUCAGAGGAAAGCCAAAAGAAACGAAGGAAUCUUCAGCAAGUUGUCCGGGAGAUGGAACAAAGACUAGUAGCAUUGAGUCCAUGCCAGUCUGUCAGCGUCCUUCCAGCAGUUUAAGCCUUCACAGUAUUUCCAGUUCAUCGUCGUCGUCAGGUCGCAUGAGCACAGUCAGUGCCUGCAGUGGUACAAGCCUUGGCGACUCUGGAACACACUCUGACCCCGAAGACAGAAAGAUGCUUUCUUCACCAACUGAUGCAAGAAACUGUGGCAAUGGCGUUAAAUUUGGUAUCCAGAACUACGAAAUACCUCCAGCCCCAAGACCACUUGGGAAGAUUUCUUCUCCACAUUACACUGCUGGUUCUACUCUGCAGCAAACUACUCCGUCAUGUGCACCUUCUAAUAUUUCUAUAGAGAACCGCCCUCCUUGGCCUUCACCUCGGCCGGACUUAUUAGAACUUCGGUCAUCAAAUGGUGAUCCUAAUAGUGGGGACUCCAUUUCUUUUAUGCAAACUGCCAUGUUCCUGAAGUCCCCAGCCAGCAAGAGGAGAAUGUAUGACACAAGCGAAAGCAGGGACUGUGAAUACCUAGAACUGCAGCCCAGUCCAGUCGGUGAUGAUUCUAAACCAGAUUAUGUCAACGUUGUUGGUAUAGAAUCUCCCAACACCCCUAAAGCAGAGACUGUGACAGAUGUGAAAUUAGAAGAGGGCUCGUACCAAACAAAAAUUAGUACAGUUAAUACUCUUCAUUAUCCAAAGAGCCCUGCCCCAAGUGAUGAUUCGGACUUGCCUGAUUAUGUGAAUGUGUGUGUCUCGAGUUCUGAAUCGCAUCUUCCGCCUCCUAUACCACCUAGAAAUAAGUAGGCUUAAAGUUGGUAGGUAUCAAAUUAUAUAGGUAUAGAACUCUUUCUGGAUCAUAAAAACAGGAUUACCACACUGAAAUUGAUUGUCAGCAGUGAAAGAAAUGUGCAUAAACACCAUAAAAAUUAAAGGUAAUCAUUGCGGCUGUUUCUCUUUUUAAGGAUCUAUAAAAUCAAAUUAAUAUGUGGGACUGAACCGGAGAAAUGGGAUAUUGUUAAAUGGGUGCAGUUAAGAAAUUAUGUUGUACAAUCUCUGCAUAAAGUGUAUAUCUAUACAAUAUUAUUGUCUAGGAGUGCAAUAUAUAGCUAAUUCAUUUUGUCACUUUUUGUGUUCACGUAGCGUGUGGGUGGUAAGGGAUCCAAAAUGUGAUGCAAGAAGGCAGUGAAAAUACAUUUUCCUGAUACAUGAAACUACUUGGCAUAUAUGACGAGUUGCCAAGCAUCACAGUCGUUCUAAUCAGUAUCUUUAUUUUUCUGAAGGCAUCAAAAAUGUGGCUGCAACUCAAAACUGCAAAAAUGUUUAAAUUGUUAUUUAAUUAAAGUUGGAAUUAAUUUUUUAAUCAUUCUUUAAAAUGGUAUGGACAUUAAAACUGGUUGAACCUUCGUGCAUUAAUUUUAAUUUUAUAUUUUGUAACUCCUGAUAUUUAUCAAAAUGUUAUAAAUAUAAAUGUUUUAAACACUUCAUUUGUUGCUGUGUAACCCCACUGUGGAAGUUGUAUUCAAAUAAGAGGAAAUGUAAAGGUUUUACAUUUCUUUACUACCAGUACAGUAAUGAACUUCUUUGGAUUAAUUGCUUUAAAAAGAAGUUAUAUGUAAUUUUAUCUUUAAAAUAAGGUAUUUACAUUGUUUUUUGUAUUAUGGUUUAAAUGGUGUUUGAAGAAUAUUGAUGCAUUGAUUCAUGGUGCAAUUAAUAGUGGAGAAUAAUUUGAUUGGACUAUUCUACAUCAAAUUUACGGAAUAAGACGGAUUAAAUUAUGCACAUCAGUUUUCUUACAAUCUUUCAGUAUAGUAGUGAUGGAGAGAAAAAGACUUAACUAUGCACAUAUAGUUACAAGACAAUAAUAAGUGCUUAUGGUAAAACAUAACCCCAAAAAUUCUAAGAUCAUAAAUUAUGAUUAUCAAUUUACAUGGUCCUUACAACUACAUAAAACAUGCUGCUAGCUAUUCUGCUGAGAUGCAUACGAUGCAAAUAUCCCUGAAAUGUAGUAUGAAAUCAUUGCAUCGUAUAUGUGAAGCGGAUGGCAUCCUCAAAUUUGAAUGUUUUAUGCAGAGAGAGCGCUAUAAAUAUGAGGCACUUGAAUGAGCCAGAAAAUUGUAUCUGUGGAGGAAUCAACUGGUAGGAAUAGAAUCAUGUGGACCAAUGGCUUUAGACCUCAGUCAUGAAUCUAAUCUUAGGUAACAUAAUACCUGCCAUUUCUGUAUUUACAUGUGUAAACAAAUAUUUAAACUAACUAUUUUAUAAAGUAACAUAAUUUAUAGUUUUAUAUGAACUACUGAUAUUUUAGUAGGAUUUGAGGUUCUCAAAGUGGCAAGUAUGAAGAUGACUCUUCUGGGUUGUAGUGCCAUGUACUCUGGUAGAAGUCUACCAACAUUUCAGAGGUCGCUGCUGCCUGCGAAGGAUACAGUCAUCUUCAUACUCAUGUUUUACAUUAUACUUAAGUCCUGAGUAACUGCAUUUAUAUAGUAUUAAAUUUUGUACUAUAAUUUUUAUUAUUCCUUUUCAUAUGGCAUACACAUCACUAAUCUAAAAUGAAAUAUAGGAUUAGUUUUACGUAUCAUGAGGCCAGAUACAAUUAAAAUAUUACGUUUUAGUAGGCAAUUAUGAAGAACAAGAAUAUUCUGUACGUUAAGUCUGAGUUAUCCAUUGUAAAGGAAGAAAUAAAAUUCAUGGCAACUAAAAAAUAAACGAAUAUCUCAAUGAAA